This is a messenger RNA of Hypoxylon trugodes, 876 nucleotides long. RefSeq names its product ribosomal L27e protein family-domain-containing protein. The record is from RefSeq and is a predicted model, not a curated record. Gene Ontology annotation, molecular function: structural constituent of ribosome. Bases 151 to 558 code for a protein of 135 amino acids. Gene Ontology annotation, biological process: translation. The transcript is spliced from 3 exons. NCBI's taxonomy places the organism in Eukaryota, Fungi, Ascomycota, Sordariomycetes, Xylariales, Hypoxylaceae. Gene Ontology annotation, cellular component: cytosolic large ribosomal subunit; ribosome.
GGCACAUUUUCGAUUUUCUUAGCCAUCGCGAACAUCUUCACUACCUCAAUCGACCUUACGACCAAUUACGCCAACCCACCCAACAAUCCCCGACUUCCCUUUCGCCCUCUCGAUUCUCACCACGAAGAAGACGACAGAGAAGCCGAAAACAUGAAGUUCCUCAAGGUCGGCCGAGUAGCCAUCAUCACCCGCGGCAGAUACGCCGGAAAGAAGGUCGUCAUCAUUCAGCCCGUCGACAGCGGUAACAAGCUCCACCCCUACGGCCACGCCAUCGUCGCUGGUAUUGAGCGAUACCCCUCCAAGAUCACCCGACGCAUGUCCAAGACGCGACAGGAGAAGCGAUCAAAGAUCAAGCCCUUCAUCAAGGCCAUCAACUACAACCACUUGAUGCCCACCCGAUACACCCUCGAGCUUGAGGGUCUUAAGGGUGUCGUCUCUAACGACACCUUCAAGGAGGUCAGCCAACGUGAGGAUGCUAAGAAGAACGUGAAGAAGGUCCUAGAGGAGCGCUACACAAGCGGCAAGAACCGAUGGUUUUUCACACCCUUGAAAUUCUAAUCCUUUCGUCUGCAUACAACUUCCGUCGUUCGGUAUUAGGGGGGUUUCGGUCUGGGAUGUAAAUCGCAUCAUCAAAUGGCAUUAGGAGCCUCAAAGGGUCUUGCUCUGAAUUAUUCAGGAACAUGAAAAAUGAAACACACUUGACGAAUGAACCUCUACCUGCUUUUUAUCUCGGGGCGUACAUAUGUGACCUUGUGGGCUACCAUCAUUCACGAGAUAACUUGUGGAUCGUAGCAAUAUGCCGAGAUAUAGUCCUAUGGCAUAAGCUGAAUAGCUAACAGAAUUUACGACUAUAAUCUAUUCUUAGAUGUCUCCCUA